AUGGGCUCAGAUAUAAAUAUGAAAGAUGCAGCUGGCUGGACUCCUCUUACAAGAGCAAUUGUAUUAAAAUCUAAUAUUGAAGUAAUUGAAGAACUUUUAAACAACAACGCAGAUAUUUUUGCCAAAGAUAAAAAUGGGAAAACUGCUUUAAGUUUGGCAAAACUGGAGGGAAACGAAUGCAUUGUUGAUAUUAUUUUCAAAUAUGAGAUGAAAAUAAAGGAACAAACACAAAUAAUAGAAAACCAUGCACAGAGAAAUAAUUUUCUGCGAAAUUGUGAAGAUGUUGAAAAAAGCACUAUUUCGACUAAAAAUGAAGAGAAACAACAAAACGAGGAAUGUCAUAAAAAAUAAGCUGUUAUAAAACAUCAC
Molecule: messenger RNA, 369 nt
Organism: Nezara viridula (southern green stink bug)
Lineage: Eukaryota; Metazoa; Arthropoda; Insecta; Hemiptera; Pentatomidae
Source: the annotation of a GenBank genome assembly